This is a messenger RNA of Lodderomyces beijingensis, 1003 nucleotides long. Lineage: Eukaryota; Fungi; Ascomycota; Pichiomycetes; Serinales; Debaryomycetaceae. The record is from the annotation of a GenBank genome assembly.
AUGCUAGAUCUAGAAGAGUACGUACCAAAAACAACUUGAAGUUAAAAUAGUCAUAACCAUAGCUAACAUAAUCGUCCGCUUUAGAGCCAUAGACAGCAUCAAGCAAUGCAAAUACAUCCCCGAGAGCCAGAUCGAAGAGAUAUGCACGCGGAUCAUCGACAUUCUCAUAGAAGAAGCCAACAUUCAACAGAUCUCGACCCCAGUGACCAUAUGCGGCGACAUCCACGGGCAGCUCCACGACUUGAUCACCUUGUUCAAGAUGGGCGGCAGCUUACCGCAGACGCAAUACCUCUUCCUCGGCGACUUUGUCGACCGCGGCUUCUACAGCCUCGAAUCCUUCCUCCUUCUCAUGGCGUACAAAUUACUAUAUCCGCACCGGAUCUAUCUCAUACGCGGCAACCACGAGAGCCGGCAAAUCACCACCGUGUACGGGUUCUACGAUGAGUGCAUGCGGAAAUACGGCAGCGCCAACGUGUGGCGUUACUGCUGCGAAGUGUUUGAUUACCUCAGCAUCGGCGCCGUUGUGGGCUCGCCGGGCUCAAGUGGUAAAGAGGGGGUCUUUUGCAUCCAUGGCGGCUUGAGUCCCGAUAUCGAUACCGUGGACCAGAUCCGCAUCAUGGACCGCAAACAGGAAGUGCCGCACGAAGGCGGGAUGUGCGAUUUGUUAUGGAGCGAUCCUGAAGAUGUUGCCGGGUGGAGCAUCUCGCCGCGUGGGGCUGGUUUCCUCUUUGGCGAGAAUGAAGUUUGCAAGUUUUUGCACUUGAAUGAUUUCAGCUUGAUUGCGCGCGCGCACCAGUUGGUGAUGGAGGGGUAUCGGGAGAUGUUCGAUGACAAGUUGGUCACGGUGUGGAGUGCGCCGAAUUAUUGUUAUCGGUGCGGUAAUGUUGCUAGUGUGUUGAGGGUCGAUGAUGAUUUGCGCCGCAAUUACAUUGUGUUUGAGGCGAGCACGCAGGAGGUGGAUGCUAUCCCGGCAAAGAAACCCGCUGUUGAUUAUUUCAUCUAG